AGGGCGGGAGGCCAGACCCAGACCGAGUGCCAUGCGGGGCGCCGAGGGCCCGCGCAGGCCGCGGAGUCCAGAAGCAGCUUUGCUUGCAGGAGGAGCAGAGCUGGGGUGCAGGGCAGGAAAUGGGGACACUGAUGGAGGAGCGUCUUCCUGAGACAGCGUCUGCCGUUAUAUGCGCCCGCUGGGGCCGCUCCCGCGUUGAGCCUGAGGCGCGCCCGCGAGUGCCCGCUGCCAUGUCGCAGAUGCUGCACAUCGAGAUCCCCAACUUCGGGAACACCGUGCUGGGCUGCCUCAACGAGCAGCGCCUGCUGGGCCUCUACUGCGAUGUGUCCAUCGUGGUCAAGGGCCAGGCCUUCAAGGCGCACCGGGCCGUGCUGGCCGCCAGCAGCCUCUACUUCCGCGACCUCUUCAGCAGCAACAGCAAGAGCGCCUUCGAGCUGCCGGGCUCGGUGCCGCCCGCCUGCUUCCAGCAGAUCCUGUCCUUCUGCUACACGGGCCGGCUGAGCAUGGCGGCCAGCGAGCAGCUCGUGGUCAUGUACACGGCCGGCUUCCUGCAGAUCCAGCACAUUGUGGAGCGGGGCGCCGACCCCAUGUUCAAGGUGAGCCCGCCCCACUGCGACUCGCAGACCGCCGUGACGGAGGACGCCGGCUCCGCCCCGCAGAGCCCGUGCACCCAGCUGCAGCCGGCCGCCGCCCCCGCGCCCCCCUACGCCAUGUCCCCCUCCGUGCCCAUCCCGCUGCUGACCCGCGUGAAGCACGAAGCGGCCGGCGCGGCGGUGGCCGCCAGUACAGCCCCUCUCAAGCUGCCCCGCGUCUCCUACUAUGGGGUGCCCAGCCUGGCCACCCUCAUCCCCAGCAUCCAGCAGGUGCCCUACUCCCAGGGGGAGCGGACAAGCCCGGGGGCCAGCAGCCUGCCCACCACCGACAGCCCCACCUCCUACCACAACGAGGAGGACGAGGAGGACGACGAGGCCUACGACACCAUGGCGGAGGAGCAGUACGGCCAGAUGUACAUCAAGGCCACCGGCAGCUACGCAGUGCAAGAGAAGCCCGAGCCGGUGCCGCUGGAGAGCCGCUCCUGCGUCCUCAUCCGUCGCGACCUCGUGGCCCUGCCCGCCAGCCUCAUCAGCCAGAUCGGGUACCGCUGCCACCCCAAGCUCUACUCGGAGGGCGACCCCGGUGAGAAGCUGGAGCUGGUGGCAGGCUCCGGCGUCUACAUCACGCGCGGCCAGCUGAUGAACUGCCACCUCUGUGCCGGGGUGAAGCACAAGGUGCUGCUGAGGAGGCUGCUCGCCACCUUCUUUGACAGGUGCACCAACGCCCGCCGUGUCCGGAAGCGCUGGCUGCCCAAGAUCAAGUCCAUGCUGCCCGAGGGCGUGGAGAUGUACCGCACGGUCAUGGGCGCCUCGGCCGCCGGCAUGGCCCUCGACCCCGAGCUCCCGCCCGCCGCGGCGCAGGUGCUGGAGCAGCGUCUGUACGCCGAGCGCCGGGGCGACCCCGCCAAUCGUGAGCAGCGCCAGCUCCAGCCGGCCCCAGACGCCGGCCGCCAGGAGGCAGGAGGGCGCCUACGCGGGGACCUUGUAGACGGCCGCCGGGGGCCGCCGGGGACCGCCGGGGACCGCCGGGGACCGCUCCAGGGCCCCUCGGUCACCGGGGCCCGGCCAGCCUCCCGCCGGGCCGCCCGCAGUCCAGCGGGGCCCGGGGCCCACCGCUCACUAGGGACCGGGACCAAGUCCCUCCAGCAUCCGGAGGAGGCCACUCCCCUAGCGCCCCCGGAUGGCCACAGGGCAGUGGCGGUGUUGGCAGAAGGACAGGUAAUAGGACUGGAAGAUGUGGAGAUUGAAUGA
Messenger RNA from Pteropus alecto (black flying fox), 1844 nucleotides. It is a transcript of the gene NACC2, whose product is annotated as NACC family member 2. The record is from RefSeq and is a predicted model, not a curated record. The transcript has 10 exons. The coding region runs from base 120 to 1844 and encodes 574 amino acids. Gene Ontology annotation, molecular function: protein binding; DNA-binding transcription factor activity, RNA polymerase II-specific; RNA polymerase II cis-regulatory region sequence-specific DNA binding. NCBI's taxonomy places the organism in Eukaryota, Metazoa, Chordata, Mammalia, Chiroptera, Pteropodidae. Gene Ontology annotation, biological process: regulation of transcription by RNA polymerase II.